This is a messenger RNA of Stylophora pistillata, 711 nucleotides long. RefSeq lists its product as uncharacterized. Gene Ontology annotation, molecular function: zinc ion binding. Gene Ontology annotation, cellular component: nucleus. Lineage: Eukaryota; Metazoa; Cnidaria; Anthozoa; Scleractinia; Pocilloporidae. The record is from RefSeq and is a predicted model, not a curated record.
AUGUUUCCAUAAAUAAUGUAUUUAAUAACCUUACCCAUCUUUCACAUUCAGAUUAUUGUUCAUUACUCCCAAAAAACCAUUUCAAAGGAACUGCUAACAAAUUUGCAAAGCUUGGGGAUUGCUCUUUACAAGGCUAAGACCACAUCAGCUUUUGCUUUGGCAGCUUUUAAAUCCAAACAGUUGCGCAAGGUACUGAUCAACCGCUCUUGCUUGGAGUUGGACAAGGAAUGCAAAAAAAUUACAAGGAGAAAAACGUCAGUAUUAAAAUGCAGUUCUCUAGAAGAUCUGAAGAAAUUUAAAUGGUCUAAUCUAAUGAAAGAGUGGAAAAGGGAGGCACCUAUUCUGUACAAGGUUCUAAGGGCAAUUGCAGUGUCAUCCCAGUAUUCCCAGAAGAAAAUGCAAUCACUUAAGCCUAUAAUCGGAUCUGCUGGUGCAAUGCUAUUGAAGGCAAGAAAUGCGCAAAUGUCUGCUGUUCAUCAUCUUGUUGGUCUUUCUCUCUUCCUUGGUCGUACAAGAAAAAAGGGUUUCAGUCGACUUCAGAAGCUAGGCAUGUGCAUGAGUAGGAAGAGCACUGAUAGAAAGAUCAAAGAGGCUGCACAAUACUACCAGAAGAAAGUCAAGUCAUGGAGAGCUUCCAUAGAAAUGGCAAGAAACACACCAAACUCAGAGUCCUCAAUUUCAUCUCAAAAUCAACAACAGGUACAGUUUUAA